This is a messenger RNA of Penaeus chinensis, 2429 nucleotides long. RefSeq names its product DNA ligase 1-like. NCBI's taxonomy places the organism in Eukaryota, Metazoa, Arthropoda, Malacostraca, Decapoda, Penaeidae. The record is from RefSeq and is a predicted model, not a curated record. The transcript has 3 exons. Gene Ontology annotation, cellular component: nucleolus. Bases 49 to 2055 code for a protein of 668 amino acids.
AGACAGCCACACAUUCAGGGAAGGAAACCGUAAAAAAGUGUAACCAAAAUGCCAGUAACUAGGAAAAGGGGGGCGGACGCUGGGAGUGAGCCAGAGGUAACGCCAGGGAAGAAAACGAGAGAAGGCGAGGAUAAAGAGGAGGCAAAGACUGCCAGUUCUGGGGUCUCCCUGAGGAAACUCGCUCUCACGAGACAGGCGGACCAGGAGCCUUCGGGAUCUCUGACGCCCACGAGGAGGUCCGGAAGAUUCUCGAGUUCGGACAGUUCGGGUCAGGAACUGCAAGUCCCAGCCAGUAAGUCGAAGAGACAGUCCUUGGGGGGCUCAGAGAGGCAAGAUACCCCAACGGUGUUGACCCCAAACAGACGGUCGAGGAGGUUGUCGGGUGCAGACAGCAAAGAUGUCCCAGCGGUUGACACGCCAACAAGACGGUCGCGGAGACUGUCUGGUGCGGAUUCUGCGGAUACCCCGGUCGUCCAGACGCCAACAAAGCGUUCACGUAGGUUGUCUGGUGCUGAGCUAGAGGACGUUUCAGGGACUCUGACCCCAACCAGACGAUCACGCAGACUGUCGGGUUGUGAUUCUCUUGAUUUACCGGCUGUGCAGACGCCCACCAGAAGGACAAGAAGGAACAGUGGCGUCUCAGAAGGAGAGCCAGCCGAGGAACCACAGGAACUGCCUCUUGUGCCCAAAAGGAGGAGGUCUCUCUCAAAGACUGAUGUCGAGAAGGAGUUGAAAGCAUCUGAGGCUCUGGAGAUCAUUGCAGAAGAUGAGGAACAAUCACAUGCCGCAGCUGAGAAAUUGGAGGGUUUGGAGGUCAUCAGGGAAGAUGAGGAAGAGGAGGAAGAGCAGGAAGUGCAGUCGAAAGGGAGAACUCCAAGCAAAGGUAAUAAAAAGAAGAAGGAAGAGAGUGAUGUGGAAGUAGAUGUUGUGGGACUGGAGGGAGACGCCAAAGAUAGCAAAUCACAAGAAGAAGUUUCAGAAGACAAUGACAGGGAGUUGAAACUAGUGAUUGACUUGGAGCCUGAUGACGUACCAGACAAACCGACACCUAAAUGCAACAAAAAAACACCAGUUAAGCAGACAUUAAAUUCUGAUGAAGUAGAAAGUGAAAAAACAUUAGCAUUAAAAGAGAAAACACCCAUCAAGCAGAAAUUAGACUCGGAUAAGAAAUUAACUGAAAAGUCGCCAAAGCAGAAGACGCCAGCAAAGGUAAAAGAAAAUGCUGUUGAUAAGAAAGAAGGAAAUUCACCGGCUCUUCAGAAGGCAAAUGAUAAUAUUGAAAAGAAAACCCCACAGAAGGAGAAAAUAGAAUCUGCUAAUAAGAAAGAAAUGGAAAAAUCCCCAAAACUGAAACCGAAAACACCAAUGAAGCAGAAAAUAAACUCUCCUGGAGAGAAAGAAGCCAUUACAUCUCCCAAAAUAACAAAGAAAUCACCAGCUAAGCAGGAAAUUGAUAAGAAUAUAGCCGACAAGAAAGAGAAAGAAAGCAUUCCAUCAGCUGUGGAAGAGAAAGAGAAAGAUGCAACAGAGGAAGGAAAGGAAAACAAAAAAGCUACAGAUACUCAAGAAUCAAAACCACAAGACGGCAAGGAAAAACAAGAGGCAAAUAACAACAUUUCAAAGAAAGUAAAGAUCAGGAAGAAAAAGAAUUCAAAACCAAAAACAGAAGAGGAGCUGAAAAAGGAAGCCAUCCAGAGCAUUCCUAAAGGAGUACCGGUGUCGGGACGCAUUUGGAAGGAGGAAAAGAAAUGUUUCCGCACGACCAUGAAGAAAUCCAAGUCGCAUACGUCGAGCUGGGCCAAGAAAAUGCAGCUAAAGCGCGAGAGGCAGGAGUUCUCAGCGAUCAAGACAGCCAUCGAUGAGGAGAAGCAGAGGAAGAGGGAGGAACUUAAGAAACGGCAGAAGCUCAACAAGGUCCGCCGCGAGGAGAAUGCCAAGAAGGCGGAGGUCGUGCAAGUGAUCAAAGACGCUCGAAAGCUGAAGAAGAUGAGCAAGAAACAGCUGAGAUACAUUGAGACCAGAGACACCACUGUGAUCGGGAAACAGUACGGUUAAUGGGGAUAGGUGAAUAGUUAAUGGGAAUAAGGGUGGGAGAGGGAAAGUUGGGGAUUAAUUAGGGGCAGAAUAGAUAGUUUGUGAACAGAUUAUGAAGGAAGGAAGAUUGGAAUCACAUUUGGAAUAUUGUCGAACAGGUUUUUCCAUUUUGUUUAUGUUUAAUGAGAAACUUUGUGUUGAAUCUGCAAGAGAAGUUUAAUUUGACAUCAAUAUUAUUAUGCAUUUACAUUGGCAAUUUUGUAUUUGUACAAGUGAUUGUGAGAUUUAAAGAUGAUGUUUCAAAUUUUAUAAUAUUUGUUACUAACAAGUAAGUAUGAAUCUGUACAUGAAUAUAUCCAUGUAAGUUAUUAUUUUGAAAUAAAAAUGUUUAGGGA